UCAAAGGUCUUUUGAAACUAUCUGAAUUGACAACCCUUAUAAUUGGGUGCCGAAGUGCUCCUAUGUUGAGUACAGUAGAGCAUGAGGAGAAAACUUUAAUGACGCGAAUACCAGAUCACAUUUUCCAAGAACUUAUGCCAUCAUAUUUUAAAGGAUCCAAGGCAGUUGCUUAUCAUUUGGACCGCCAAAGAUUGGUGAUUGAGUUGCCACGUGAAGUAUACUCCUUAAAAGCUAUAUUUGAUCCUAUGCCAGAGGGAUACAUACAUGCUCUCCAGGAGCUGGUCAUAACCUACAGAUAUCUAGACAUAGAAGAGGUCAAAAGUAUAACGCAAAUCGUAUCAUUAAGAAAACUUAGAUGCGGAUUUCGGCAUGCCAUUAGUUUUUCCCAUGUGCGUAGUCUCACAAAUCUUGAAUGCUUGAAAGUCAAGUCGUAUCCGCAAUUCACGGAUAUAUAUGAUCAUCUUGUGGCGUCUUUGCAAGAAUGUCACAAUCUUCAAUCCAUUGACUUGCAUUUCAAUGCUCGUGUGCAGUUAAUCAGCUGCGAUUUUGUGGAGCGAGCAAUCCAAGCACUGAAGUUAGCCAGAGAUCCAAAGGUUCAGAGUCCGCUGAGGUUAAGCUGCUUUGUUAGUCUAGUUUUCCUUGAACCGAAUGCUUUCAUUGAUGAAGAGUUUUUGAGCCUGUCCAUUAACAGAUUGCAGAAAGAUGAGGACUUGUGGAUAUAUUAUGAAACGAGACCCCAUGACUAACGAUAUAUAUAUGAAUAAUAA
Messenger RNA from Drosophila teissieri, 767 nucleotides. RefSeq lists its product as uncharacterized. The transcript has 2 exons. The record is from RefSeq and is a predicted model, not a curated record. Lineage: Eukaryota; Metazoa; Arthropoda; Insecta; Diptera; Drosophilidae. The coding region runs from base 63 to 746 and encodes 227 amino acids.